AUGGUGUUAUGAAGCCCGGCUGCUGAUCUGCUUAAGAGUUGCUCCCUUAUGACUGCUAUGAAGAAAUGAGUCGAUUUCUAUGAGACUGUGAAGGAUAAUCAGUCGUCAACCACAUACGUGUCCGAGGAAGCCAAAAAUCAUGUCGGCAAUCAAGAUUGCCCUGCAGCAGAGCCAGAAGAAAAGCAAAAGGAAAAUCUCUGAAGCAAUGUCUGCAGAUGUGUCUCCGGACUCCAAGUGUCCCAUCUGUUUGGACAUAUUUAACAACAUUUCUUACCUGGAUAUCUGCCUUCACAAAUUCUGUUUCCGCUGCAUUCAUGAGUGGUCCAAAAACAAAGCCGAGUGCCCUUUAUGCAAACAGUCUUUUAAUUCAAUUUAUCACAGUAUAAAAUCAGAGCAAGAUUUUAAGAAGUAUGACCUUCAACCGGUAGAGAGUGGCUCAUUUGGGUCUUUUGGGGGAGUGCGGUUUAGAUACCGCACCACUCUUACAGGAGUCCAUCGGCAGAUGCGGGGAAGAACCUCUCCACCUCCAGACAACGGUGUAAUGUUUGAAGCUUCAGCUAACCCUCCCCAACAGGAGCAGGAGCGUUACAUCCGGCGGAUGAUGAAGAGGUUGGCAGCGAAGAGGAGAGCCGCAACUGAAGGCAGGGCAGUGAACACUGUCCGAGAGCUGGAAAUGGUCAACUUCAGGAGGGAAUUGUACCGACAGGGAGUGAGGGUUCGUAAUGUUCACGAUGGUGGUCGCUCCAGAGAAACCUCGGCUGAAUUCUUCCGAACAAAUCCUGCGUGCCUGCAUAGACUGAUCCCCUGGCUGAAAAGAGAACUUGUUGUGCUGUAUGGGGCCCACGGCUCUUUGGUCAACAUAGUACAACACAUCAUCAUGUCGCGCAUUACACGUUAUGACAUGGAGGAUGGAGCUAUUCUGGAAGAGCUCAGGCCGUUCCUCCAGGCGCGCACAGAGCACUUUAUCCAUGAGUUCAUGAGCUUUGCAAAGUCCCCCUUUAAUAUGGAGGCCUAUGACCAGCAUGCUGCCUACGACUGCCCAGCCUCUUCCUCAAAUGAAGACGGCAGCUCCAAUUCAUCUGUAAUAGCUAUCUCAGAGGAUGAGGAAGACUUGACGGGGUUUGACCCCCCAGGGGACUCCACGUCUACUCUGAGGCACUCCAUGUGGGACGAUGAGACGCCGGGGCCGUCUUAUUCUACGACAGCAGAGCAGAGAAGGGCGGAGGGUCUCUCGGUCCUCGACUCAGACUCAGACAGCAGUUUAGAGGAGGACACACGGGGGUUAGGGGCGUCCCCACAGCAAAUGAGUCCUCACAGCCAAACAGCGGUGACUCAGGGUGAGUUUACCAACGAGGAGUGUAUAUUUGAUAUCAGUGAUGACUGUAUCAUUGUUAAUGUUGUCAAGCCAACAGCAGAAAGGACUCCUGAGCUGGUCCAGCUCUCCUCUGACUCUGAUGAGUCUGCUGAUGAAGAUGUUAAAGCAGUGCCUCUUCUACCUCAACACAUCCGCUUCUCCAGCCUCAGUCCUAUACCUUCACAGAGCAGUGAUCCAAGCAGGGCUGGACAGUUAGAAAAUGUUGAAACAGACCACUAUCAUCAGUUGGUUUCAAAAGAAAGAUGUGGCUCUUCGACAUCUAGCAAAUACAAGACAUCCAGCAGGUCAGACAGAAAAGACACUGAUAGAAGAUAUGACAGCAGACCCAGAGAGAGUCGCGUGUCAAAGGACAUCGAGCACAGGAGAAAGAGGCGCUCAAGAAGUGCAGAGCGCACACACUUUACCAGGAGCAGAUCUAGAGAAAAGGGUUAUUCUCCAAGUGGCAGAGGCGACUCAAAAUCUGAGAGAAGUUAUAAAAAGACAGACAUUGAUCACCGCUAUAAAUCAUCUCAUAAUCUGCAUCACACAGAGAAGCGGUCUUACUCAAAUCGGCACUCUUGCUCCAGGAGCCCUAGCAGGGACUCGCGGAGACGUGAAAGGAGGCAUUCUCCUUCCAGGACUUAUUCCAGCAGUAGCUCCCCUUCGACGAAAAAGAGAUCACACAACAACAAGCCAGGUGGAAAGAGGAAAUACAAAACAAGACAUUUGGAAGACGCAGCACGCAAAACCGAACUUUCCAACUCGAUUGGAGAAGGCGAGUCCCCCUCGUUGCCAAGGAAAGAAAAGAAAAAGAGCAAAGAGCAGAAUCGUAAAAAAUCCAAAGACGGGUCGAGCAGGAGCCUCAGUGUGGAGCUCGUCAACGAGGAUAACUCUCAGGAGCGAAGCAAGCGUCACCAUAAGAAAAAGAAGAAACACAAGAAGAGAAGUAAAAGGCACAGGAGCAGUGAACGCACAGGGAACCACUCGCCCGCUGUCAUCACCAUUGACAGUGACAGUGACAGCGAUACGGUUGCCAAUGAUAAUAUCCCCCAGGACAGCAGCACUAAGGACAACCCCAUCGACAAUACCACAGAUGACCCAGUUGACCCCGCCCCUCCGGACUCUAUUGAGUAGUUAUAUGGAAAGAGUAUUAUACAUCAAAACUAAAUAUUUCAAAGGAUACGGUGGCCGUUUCUCAAUGUCGAGUGCACAUGCUGCAGAGCCACUAUUUC
Messenger RNA from Notothenia coriiceps (black rockcod), 2586 nucleotides. It is a transcript of the gene toporsa, whose product is annotated as topoisomerase I binding, arginine/serine-rich a. Gene Ontology annotation, biological process: protein polyubiquitination; protein monoubiquitination. The record is from RefSeq and is a predicted model, not a curated record. Bases 140 to 2488 code for a protein of 782 amino acids. Gene Ontology annotation, molecular function: ubiquitin protein ligase activity. Lineage: Eukaryota; Metazoa; Chordata; Actinopteri; Perciformes; Nototheniidae. The transcript is spliced from 2 exons.